AUGGCGAAUGCCCAUCGCGCCAACGUCCUGGUUACCUCCUGUUUGAAAACGCCGGUAGACCCACACACCAAGGCUCCGUUGGCGUUGUAUGAAAGGCAGCGAACCCUUCCAUAUUCGUCAGUAGCUGGUCAUAUUGACAAUCGAGACUACGAAAAAGAGCUGCAGUAUGACGACUCGGGGUCUGACUACGGCGAUGGGGAGGCCCCCGGGAAGGGCAGACCCCUGAUGAUCAAAGACUACCGAGUGACGGGGGACCACAUCGACCUGCGUGAGUUCUACUUCUCCAACGAGGAGUACUACCGCGAGCUGGAGGAGCUGAAGCGGGCCCACCUCCGCACCAUGGCCGAGCUAGAGGGCAUGUACCGCAAGAAGCUGGAGCCCAAAGGCGCACCACCCUCGGAAAACGUGCAGGGGGCCCAGGCACACAGAUCUUACUUGAAGAUCAGCCCCAUGCCCGUGAGGCGUCUGAGGAAGGCCCACUCGGCUCUGGAGCUGAGGAGGGGCUCUGGGCUGUCGGACCCAUCUGACGAGGAAGGUGCUGUAGACGACAACGUGGAGAAGGGUCUGCAGUCCUCCCCCAAAGAGCACAUCAAGAACAUGUGGCAGGACUUCAAGCUGUCGCCUCGCCAGCGCCACCCGUCCACAUCCUCCCUCCGGAGCCUCAUUGGGGGCCACAAGAAAGGCAUCAAGGGUAAGGACAGGAAGCAAGGGUGCAAAGAUGUCAAACACGAGCCUUGGAAACCCAGAGUGACCAUCCCCAAGCCGUUCCACAUGACGCUGCGGGAGAACCAGAAGCGCCAGAAAGGUGUGAAGACGCGGUCAGAGAUCGAGCUGGAGAACGCUGCCUUGCGGAAGCAGCUGGAGGAGCUGACAGAGUGCCAGCACAAAUUCCGUGCCAGCUCCGUGCCCUUCCACGUCCGCCUGCCCCUCUAUGAGGAGCUCCACGAACGAGACGAGGCGCGGCGGGCCAGGCGGGAGCGGGAGCAGCAGCGUCUGUGCUCCACCCAGCAGCCCUUCAGUUUCCUGGAGCGCGAAUGUCUCAAGAGGGAGCAGAGAGAGGAGCAGCUCCGCAACCUCCAGCCAAUCAGCCAGGAGAGAGUCCGACCAUUCAGGGCCAAGCCCGUGCCCAAGGCGGUGUACGAGGCGGCUACGGGCGAGCAACUGAAGGAGGAGCAGCUGUACCGUGCCAUCAAGAUGCAAGUGAGGGCUCAGGAGCUGCUCCACAGCGCCUCCAUGCCACCCAGCAUGCUGGCACGCCACCUUAGCAAAAGGGAGCAUGCUAAGGAUGGAGCCAGGGGUGACACCGCUGGAUCCGAGGAUGACAACAGGGCCCCUUACAGGCCAAAGAUAAACCCGGAGGUGCCCGACUUCGACGCCAGCUACAGGAGGUUCAAGAAGCAGCUGGAGAGCCGGCGCGACGUGAAGCCUUUGACGACGUGCGAGCCGUUCCAGCUCCGGACGUCACAGAUCCCCUCGCACCGCGAACGCAUCCUGGCCGAGAUCGAGAAGGAGCAGAUGAGUCCCUGGGCCAAGCGCUGGCCUUACGUCAGCACAGCUGGGCUCGUCCGCUCACACAACUCUAGCCUCUGCUCCUCCCUCUCAGGCAUGCUGGAACAGCUGCCUGCCAAAGUCACCGAUGCCAGCAAAAAACGCCAAGAGGCCACCAACCAGUCCAAGCUCAAGCAGUUCAGAAAGCAGGACUUUCAGCGGAGGAAGGAGUACGAGGAGGAGAUGAGGGAGAUCCAGGCGAGAGUGAAGGGGAGGCCUCUGCUGUUGGAGCAGGUCGCACAGAUGAAUGCCAAACACGCUGCAGAGAAGCGCUACACAGACACCCUGCGAGGCUGUGGAGUGAGUGAGGACUUUGUCAGUGGCAAGGUGCCCCAGCAGCCAGGUGGCCAAGAAUCUGCAUGCUGGACCACCUCCUCCAGUGAUCCAAAACAAAGUGACAAGGACGAGACAGAUACACCGGCUAUUUACAACACGGUCUUCCAUGAUGACUACCCAGACGAUUAUGAAGACAGCUUUGCUAACCAAGAACGGGAAGGAGAGCAGGAGGCUGAGAAAGAUGAAUUAAAGUCCAAAAAAGAAGACGAGGAUGAAGGCCAUGACGAAGCAGGGCGGGGGAGGGCGGAUAUUGGGCGUUAUUCAGAUGAUGGCGAUUACUCAGAUGCCGAUGACCAUUACUCAGAUGCCAGUGAGCAUUACUUGCCCCUGGACGAUGAAAAGAAUAAAGGGAUUGACAUCCUCAAAAGGCACGAGAGUACCCAGAGCAGCCCAAGCUAUAGAAGCGGCCAGCACAGCCGAAACAGUCAGAAGUCAGAGAGGGAUAGGGGAAACACAGCAAUAGCGGACAAGAAAAGUGAUGAGGAUGACUGA
Messenger RNA from Salvelinus namaycush (lake trout), 2376 nucleotides. RefSeq names its product protein FAM161A-like. Lineage: Eukaryota; Metazoa; Chordata; Actinopteri; Salmoniformes; Salmonidae. The coding region runs from base 1 to 2376 and encodes 791 amino acids. The record is from RefSeq and is a predicted model, not a curated record. Gene Ontology annotation, cellular component: cilium. Gene Ontology annotation, biological process: cilium organization. The transcript is spliced from 7 exons.